GGAGAUGUCCAGUUUUCAAGACUUCCUGGACGAGUCGGAGAGCGACGAUGACGCCCACCGGGCCUUUUUGGGAUGGACAUGUUCUCCUUUUUGUUCUCCUUGCUUGUUCGAGUCGAGUGAGAAAGAAAGGUGGGAAGGAGACCAAAAAUGAAGGAGACAUUUGUUGACAUGUAAAGAGACAUGGACCUGUUGGCACAUGUCGGCACAAAGUAAUUAUCUCCGUACGGAUCAGAUGAUUUUGGAUGUUCAAGACUCUUGUGGGCAGGUUUGUAUAGGUCUUAGCGCCAGUGCGUUUGACGUACAUUUUUGAGACUCAUGGGUUUUUAAAUGCAGACUUGAGCCGAGACAUCAAGCCAACAAGCUGGAUGAACAUCUCAUUGUCCAAUGGUUUUCGAUGCUCUUGCAUCGCAGGGCGCCAAAAAGGGCAAAAGGCAGGACCGGGAGAACUGGGGCUUAGUGGGCUUAGCAGCCAGAAAGACGUUUGGAUAUGACCUUCUGCAAGAUGGGUGCAACUUGACAUAUAGAGUAUGUUUAUUGUAACUAUUAAUUUUAUAAUGAAUUAUAUUAAUGUGUUCGGGGGUUUGAUGCAUGCAGCCGAUUUUCAAGGUGACUUGAUCAAAAGGGUUCUGGGUUCAUCCUUUCACAAGGCAUGUUGAGCCCGAACGGAAAGAGCGUGGUCGUACUGGCAGCUGACUGAUGCUGACUGCAAGGCUCAAGUCAAGAGAAACACUAAGGACCAAUCAAGGAAGUCGUUGUACUGCGACUGUAGACUCUAAGCUCAUCUAGGCUCGUCGCGAUGUUUCGGUUUGCUUGGGCGUUUUGGGUGCAGCUGCAUUGCCACAGCUUCCUGCUGAGGAUGCCACCGUUCAGCAUAAACGUGUCGCUUCAAGCAGAGGGCUUUCUGCUUUCUGCAUGAUUGGUUUAGUGGAGCAACCUCGAAAGAGCCGUUUUCCUGCUUGCUACCUCGAAGGAGGUGCCAGAUUGGCAUUCGGGAAGAAGCAAUGUCAUCGUGCGACCAGAUCUGAAGAGUUGCGCUGUGGCGGUGUCCGAAGAAUGGGUGAUCUCAGGCGUCUUGGAAUGGCGUCCAGCUGGCACCUCGAGAGAACAAGCCUUCGGGCCUUCUUGAAGUUGAUCUGUGGAACGGUGCUUGAUGUGAACCAGAUUGGUGUGCAGAAUUCUGAGGGGCACUGGGAGACACCACCGAACACGGAGAGAAGCUUGCAGUUGGACCAUCGCUUAUCGCUUGAAGUCGAUCCAAGCGCGAUCCCAAGCAGCUGUUUUUGCGCUCAUGGUGGUUCCUGUGGAGCUUUUCGACGUUGCCAAUCACGGCGAUGGAUGCGGCUCCCACCAGUACCAUCAGCGAACCCUUCUCGGAACACUCAGUAAGGUUUCGGUUCGGUUGGAAUCGGUUUGAAUGUUUAAUUGAAACUUCGAAUCGGUUCAGUUUGGUUUGGUCGUAAGAGUAUUUUUUCAUGGACUUUCGGUUCGGUUCACAGUUCGUUUCGGUUCUGUGAGGUAUAAGUUUCGGAGUGGGGUAAAGAAAAGAAAGGCAAUGAUAAAGAGACAAGACAGGACUAGUCUAUAGACUAUAGACAAGACAGGACAGGACAGAACAGGA
Durusdinium trenchii is the source of this 1618-nucleotide messenger RNA. The record is from the annotation of a GenBank genome assembly. NCBI's taxonomy places the organism in Eukaryota, Dinophyceae, Suessiales, Symbiodiniaceae.